Molecule: messenger RNA, 1629 nt
Organism: Boleophthalmus pectinirostris (great blue-spotted mudskipper)
Lineage: Eukaryota; Metazoa; Chordata; Actinopteri; Gobiiformes; Gobiidae
Product: solute carrier family 13 member 2-like
Exons: 11
Coding region: 16-1629 (537 amino acids)
Biological process (GO): monoatomic anion transmembrane transport
Cellular component (GO): membrane
Molecular function (GO): transmembrane transporter activity
Source: RefSeq, a predicted model, not a curated record
UUUGCAAUAAUAUUGAUGGCUCUCUACUGGUGUACAGAGUGCAUCCCUCUGGCUGUUACAGCACUGUUGCCUGUAAUACUCUUCCCCAUGCUGCAAAUUAUGGAAUCAGAUGAGGUUUGCAUCCAGUACCUGAAAGACUCCAACAUGCUUUUCAUUGGUGGGCUUGUGGUCGCUAUCGCUGUUGAACAGUGGAACUUGCACAAGAGAAUCGCCCUACUGGUUCUGCUUGUCGUAGGGGUCAAACCUUCUUUCCUUAUGGUAGGGUUCAUGAGCACCACAGCGUUUUUGUCCAUGUGGAUCAGUAACUCAGCUGCUACUGCCAUGAUGCUGCCCAUUGCAAAGGCAGUGCUGGACCAGCUGUCCGACACAGAGGCACGAACAGAGGAGAAAGAGUGGGAAAUGAUGGCUGCCAGUGAUGGUGAAGGGAACCCAGUGUUUCAAAUGGAGGAUGAGAAAACUGACAUGGGCAAUUGUUGUGCUAAAAGAGCAGAGGCUGAGCAACAGAGAGUGAAGAGGGAACAGAAAUACUCCAGGCUGUCCAAAGGAAUGAGCCUGGGCAUUUGUUACUCUGCCAGCAUCGGGGGCACGGCCACGCUGACUGGGACCACUCCAAAUAUGAUCCUAAAAGGCCAGAUCGAUGAACUCUUUCCUCAUAAUGGCGGCAUCAUUAACUUCGCAAGCUGGUUUGGAUUCUCAUUUCCUAACAUGGUUCUGACACUGGUGCUGUCAUGGUUGUGGCUGCAAAUUUUAUUUGUGGGUUUCAACUUGAAAGAAUCAUUUGGAUGUUGUACAAAAAGUCAAGGUCAAAAAGAGGAUUACCAGGUGAUCAAAAAUGAGUACAAGAAGCUGGGCCGGAUGAGUUUUGCUGAGGGCUGUGUUCUCCUGAUCUUCACUCUGUUGGUUCUGCUGUGGUUUACCAGAGAUCCAGGCUUUAUACCAGGCUGGGCCACUGUUCUCUUCAAUCAGCAGAAAAAGUAUGUCACAGACGGUACAGUGGCUAUAUUGAUGUCAUCACUUUUUUUCUGCAUCCCAUCCAGUUUACCUUCAUUCUCUUGUGGGUCUUCAGAUGGUAAGGGGCAAAACAGGGCCUCUGCUAAAGCCCCACCCCCAUUACUGAGCUGGAGCAUAGUCCACCAGAAAUUGCCCUGGAACACCCUUCUGCUUCUAGGGGGAGGGUUUGCGCUGGCUCAUGGUAGUGAUGAAUCUGGACUGUCUGCCUGGCUGGGAAACACUCUCAUUCCAUUACAAAAUAUUCCCCCAUUUGCCAUUUCAAUCCUGCUGUGUUUGCUGGUGGCCCUCUUCACAGAGUGCUCCAGUAACACUGCCACCACAACUCUGUUCUUGCCCAUUCUGGCCUCAAUGGCUGUAGCUAUCAAGAUCCAUCCCAUGUAUGUCAUGAUUCCAUGCACUUUUGCUUCCAACCUGGCAUUCAUGCUUCCUGUGGCAACACCCCCCAACGCCAUAGCCUUCUCCUUUGGUAACCUCAAAGUCAUAGAUAUGGUCAAGGCUGGGUCCAUGCUGAAUAUUAUUGGUAUCAUAACCAUCAAUCUUGCCAUUAAUACCUGGGGUGUAGCAAUGUUCAAUCUCGACACAUUUCCAGACUGGGCCAAUGUGACUGUGAAACCAUAG